UGCCUCUGAAGCUUGUCAGUUUUUUAAAACUUACCUGCUCAGACGGCGGACUGAGUUUUGAUAGUCCGCCAACCAUGACCCGCCAAGACUCAGCGGCCCCAGCGGGAAGCUUGAGCGUCCAGGGCCCCUCAAACCCCGGUUACAACACCAACCCUGUGCCGGUACCUGUGAUCACACAGACGGACACACGAGACAAAUGGAGCAAAAAGAUGGAUUUUCUUUUAUCAGUCAUUGGCUUCGCGGUAGACUUGGGAAAUGUGUGGCGAUUUCCAUACAUUUGUUACCAAAACGGAGGCGGGGCUUUCCUAAUCCCCUACAUUGUCAUGGCGAUUUUUGGAGGGGUGCCACUCUUUUACAUGGAACUGGCACUGGGACAGUUCCACAGAACUGGUGCCAUAUCCAUAUGGAAACACAUAUGCCCCAUCUUCAAAGGCAUUGGGUAUGCGAUCUGUGUUAUCUCGCUCUACGUCUCCUUCUACUACAACACCAUCAUCGCCUGGGCACUCUUCUACUUCUACUCAUCCUUCGCCAGCGUCCUGCCCUGGACCAACUGUGACAAUGCCUGGAACACUGAAAACUGUACCAACUACUUCCUGAAAGACAACGUGACCUGGAAUAACUACUCCAGGUCACCUGCUGAGGAAUUUUACACGAGGAAUGUUCUGGAAAUCCACAAGUCCGAUGGGCUACGUAACGUGGGGGGUGUUCGCUGGCAGCUGAUGCUCUGCCUCUUCCUCAUCUUCACUAUCGUUUACUUCAGUCUCUGGAAGGGAGUGAAGACAUCAGGGAAGGUAGUGUGGGUGACAGCCACCUUGCCCUAUGUGGUGCUCUUCAUCCUGUUGAUCCGUGGUGCCACCCUACCAGGUGCAUGGAAGGGAGUGGUCUUCUACCUCCAGCCCAAGUGGGAGAAACUCUUCGAGACCAGUGUGUGGGUAGAUGCUGCGGCUCAGAUCUUCUUCUCCCUGGGGCCGGGCUUUGGGGUGCUCCUUGCCCUCUCCAGCUACAACCCCUUCACCAACAACUGUUAUCGUGACGCCAUAGUGACCAGCCUGGUGAACUGCCUGACCAGCUUCAUGUCUGGGUUUGUGAUCUUCACUAUGCUGGGGUACAUGGCAGAGAAGAGAAAUGUGAAUGUGGAGGAUGUGGCCAGAGACAAAGGUCCGAGCCUACUCUUCAUCACAUAUCCAGAGGCCAUAGCCAACAUGACAGGAUCAACGUUCUUCGCCAUUAUCUUCUUCGUGAUGAUGAUCACUCUUGGGCUUGACAGCACGUUCGGAGGACUGGAGGCUAUCAUUACUGCUGUGAUGGAUGAAUACCCUGAAUACCUGGCGCACAGACGGGAGCUGUUUGUACUGGGCUUGGUCGUUGUGUGCUUUUUGGGCUCCCUCAGCACUCUUACCAAUGGUGGGGCCUAUGUGGUGAAACUGCUGGAGGAAUUUGGGGUGGGUUCCUCCAUCAUUGCUGUUGGUUUUCUUGAGGCCAUCGCCGUUUCCUGGUUCUAUGGUAUCACAAGAUUCAGCAAUGACAUUAAAUCCAUGUUAGGCUAUUAUCCGGGAUUAUUCUGGAAGGUGUGCUGGGUGGCUAUUAGUCCUGCAUUUCUAGCGUAUAUAAUAGUGAGCUCCCUGCUCAAGCCUGCGCCCCUCCAACUCUUUGACUACAAGUACCCAGACUGGAGCAUUACGGUGGGCUACAUCAUCGGUGCCUCGUCCUUCAUGUGGAUCCCCAUCUAUAUGGUCUACAAGCUGGUGUGGACCCCCGGAUCACUGAAACAGCGCCUAGCUGUUUGUCUGAGACCUGAGAGGACCAUUAUGCCAGAGAUCCACACAGACUCCCUCAACAUGAGUACUGUUCCAUAGAAGCACCCACGUUGCCAAGAACCCAGCCAGGCACAUUAUGUUGCUACCAACAGACUCCUGAACGAGGGCCAAAUCAGCAGACAGAUCAAUCUCAUGGAGCGUUCAACAAAUAUUUUUUUCUGUAGCUCAAUGAGUACAAUAAACACAAAUAGUGUGUUAGUACAUCUGUAGAUGCUCUACAGAAUAUCUACAGACUAUCGGUAACAUUUCAACUAACUAUCUACUAAU
Salmo salar (Atlantic salmon) is the source of this 2084-nucleotide messenger RNA. NCBI's taxonomy places the organism in Eukaryota, Metazoa, Chordata, Actinopteri, Salmoniformes, Salmonidae. The record is from RefSeq and is a predicted model, not a curated record.